Messenger RNA from Microstroma glucosiphilum, 1265 nucleotides. Its product is annotated as Ribokinase-like protein. Gene Ontology annotation, biological process: purine ribonucleoside salvage. NCBI's taxonomy places the organism in Eukaryota, Fungi, Basidiomycota, Exobasidiomycetes, Microstromatales, Microstromataceae. Gene Ontology annotation, molecular function: adenosine kinase activity. Bases 65 to 1093 code for a protein of 342 amino acids. Gene Ontology annotation, cellular component: nucleus; cytosol. The transcript is spliced from 4 exons. The record is from RefSeq and is a predicted model, not a curated record.
AGCCUUCACACACUCAUCUCCGUACCACACAUACCCUUGAUCUCUAACGACGACCAUUGACAACAUGACUGGAAACUUCGAACUUGUAGCCAUCGGCAACCCCCUCCUGGACAUGCAGGUCAGGGAUGGAGAGGAGGUGCUCAAGAAGUACGACCUCAAGGCAAACGAUGCCAUCCUUGCCGAGGAGAAGCACAUGCCCAUCUACAAGGAGAUCGUCGACAAGUACGACGUCGCCUACGUCGCCGGUGGAGCCUCCCAGAACGCCGCUCGAUGCGCCCAGUACGUCCUUCCCGAGAACUCCACUGCCUACUUUGGCUGUGUCGGUGAGGACCACCUGUCUGAGCAGCUGCGCGCCGCCAACAAGAAGGAAGGCCUUCGCUCCGUCUACCAGGUCAAGCCCGAGGUCCCCACUGGCUCCUGCGCCGUCGUCAUCACUGGCCACCACCGUUCCCUCUGCACCAACCUGGGUGCGGCAGAGAAGUUUGACAAGAGUCACCUGCAGAGCGAAGAGGCACAGAAGCUCAUCAAGGGAGCAAAGUACUUUUACAUGGAGGGAUUCUUCUUGACCCACGGCGUGGAAAGCGCCAUGGUCCUCGCAAAGGAGGCCGCAGACAGGGGUGUUCCCUUUGUCAUCAACCUCUCGGCCCCCUUCAUCCCCCAAUUCUUCACUUCGCAGCUCAACGAGUUCCUCGCCUACUCCCAAAUCGUCUUUGGUAACGAGACCGAAGCCGAGGCAUACGCCGAGGCCUCCAACCUCGGCACAAAGGACCUUACCAAGAUUGCUCAGGCCAUUGCCGAUGGACCCAACAAGACUGGCAAGCCUCGUCGGGUAAUCAUCUCGCACGGCGCAGAGGACACCGUCCUUGCCAUUUCCGGCGAGUCGUCUGCAAAGACGUUCCCCACUCCUCAGAUUGCCAGCGAGAACAUCGUGGACACCAAUGGAGCCGGAGACGCCUUUGCUGGUGGUGUUCUGGGCGCACUCAUUGCCGGUAAGAGCACCGAGGAGGCCAUCUCCAUUGGACAGAAGUUGGGUGGAAUGUGCAUUGGUCAGUCUGGACCUGUGCUCAAGUUCCCAAAGGAGAAGAUCUUCUAAGUAGCAGUCACGAUGCAUGGUAAGGGAAGAGGAGGGGGUGAAUGAAGGUGGAUGUACUGACGAGAAGGGAGUGCACAGAGGGUAGAGAGGUAAUCGCCACCUAUCAUUACAAGUCUCAACGACAUGACAGGACAAGGGUCAAAAAAGAGGGAGUGCAGCAGCACAAUCUGGG